Messenger RNA from Strongyloides ratti, 1284 nucleotides. Its product is annotated as Zinc finger, RING-type domain and Zinc finger, RING/FYVE/PHD-type domain-containing protein. The record is from RefSeq and is a predicted model, not a curated record. The coding region runs from base 1 to 1284 and encodes 427 amino acids. Lineage: Eukaryota; Metazoa; Nematoda; Chromadorea; Rhabditida; Strongyloididae. The transcript has 4 exons.
AUGCCUUUUACGUGUCUUUUUUGCUCAAAACCAUAUACAACUUGUGGUACAGAUCAUGCCUUAUAUUCAACAAUAUGUGGUCAUUUAGUAGGUAAAUCAUGUAUAGAAGCAUGGAAAAAUGAAGAAAUUGUAAAUGGACAAUUUAAAUGUCCUAUGUGUUGUCAAUAUAUUAAAGAAAAUGAUUAUCAUCCAAUUUAUGGUUUACCUGAAGAAUUUUUUAAAAUUAAAUUACUUGAUUAUAAGGAAAAAUGUCAAAAUGAUAAGGAUGUAGCAUUACAUUAUGCUUUAGGAAAUUUAGAAAAUGAAAGUCUUCUUAUGGAAAAAGUAGUACAAGAUGAUAUUUAUUCAACUUUUGAUUUAUUUGAUGUUCAUAAUGGAUAUCUUUUGAAUGUUGGUUAUUCCUUAGAAAAUUUUAACUAUAAUCAAACUUUACAAAUUUAUGAUCUUAGUAGUGGAUGUGAAUGUUUUUUUAAGUCUUUAGAUGGUCUUGAAUUUUGUUUAUGUUUUGAUAAUGGAUUAAUCGAAAACAUACUUUAUAUAUAUGGUAUGAAUGAUGUUAUAAGAAGUGUUUCAUUUGAAGGAUAUAAAGAGAUAAUUUCUAUAUGUUUUGUAUCAAAAGAAAGAUUUGUAUACUCAGUUAUUGAACAUGGUAUAUAUGUUUCAAGUACUGAAUUUUUAGAUUCAAAAAAACAUUGGUCAAAACAAAUAGAUGAAAAAAGUGAAAUUUCACAUUUACAAAAAGAUCAAACACCUUAUAUACUUUAUUGUGAUAAUGAAAAAUAUGUUAUCAAUUACACAUAUAAUUCAGCUAUAAAUAUGAUUUUAAUAGUUUAUACUAUAAAAGGUGGAGUUGAAGAUGAUUGUAAUACAUUUGCAGCACAAGUAGUAUAUGGUAUAUCAAAAUGUUUUAAUUAUAAAAGUAAUGGUUCUAAAAGUGAGAAGUAUAUUACUUAUCCAUUAAACAAUAUUAAAAAUCAUUAUUGUCAAAUGGAAUAUAAUUUCAAGCCAGCUUUAAUUUCUAUAACUGAUGAUAAUAAAAUGAUUAUUUCUUCAUUUAAAAUGGGUGUUGAAGAAGAUACACUGGAAAUUUCUUUUUUAAACGAUGAUUUUAAAUAUGUAACUGUAAAAAAAAUUGAAAAUUUAAGAAAUUGUAUUGCUAUUUAUUCCAUUAAAAGACCUGUAAUUUUUUUUACAAAAACUUUAAAAAUACCAAUUAUAUUAAUAUUUAAAGAGAAAUAUGUUAUAUAUGAUUUUUUUUGCUCAUUAGAAUAUGAAAAAGAAUAA